CAUGUGUGGCCGACUUCAUUCAAUUCUUAGGAGUGCCACUGCCAAUGGAUGCUACAAUCCAAUUUUUUGUCAGCUUCAUUUGGAAGUUUUCUCUGUAUGAAGCAAGAGUUUUGAAGAAAGUGCUAAAAUUUGAUCUCACAUGUUAUGUCUCCAUGUAAUUUACUAUGAACAGAUAGACUCAUACAUACACCUUAUCUUAGACUAAAAACUGCCGUCUGCAUCACCGGCUACUGCACCCAUUCCCCGAAAAACCUCCAGUCUGGAGUCUCAUUUUCUAGAUACUCCCGACUUCUUAAACAUAUUUUCAUCAUCAAGGUCCCACAAACUGUCUAACCUUAAGGUUGAAGUAUAUUGCAAUAUAAUUCAGUUUUAAGUUGAAUUUUGAACUUUGAAGCGUGUACAUCAGAGAUCUGUAGUGCGAGAGAUGGAAAAUUCUAAAGAAGAAGCAUACCAUCAUGCAAGUAGUCAUUUUGAGGAUAAGGAAGAGGAUGAAGAAGAUGGAUAUGACGAAGACGAAGAGAUGGGCAUCGAGGAGUUGGAGAAUAGAAUGUGGAUGGACAAGUUACGGCUUCAAAAACUUAAGAAAAAAGAGAAAAAGAAACUUGGCAGAGAUGGGGAUGGACUAAACAACUCGAAGUCGAUCGUCAAACAAGAGCAAUCACGCCGAAAGAAGAUGUCAAGAGCUCAAAACUCAAUUCUCAAAUACAUGAUAAAGACCAUGGAUGUAUGUGACGCGCGAGGCUUUGUGUAUGGAAUCAUACCCGCGAAAGGGAAACCAGUAACUGGUUCAUCCGAUAAUUUGCGUGCAUGGUGGAAAAAUAAAGUUGAGUUCCAUAAGACUGGUCCAGAAGCCAUCGCUAAACUACUCUCCCCAGUUACAACACAACUAGAUGGUGAAAACGAGGCAUUGGUCACUUCUUACAUGCAUCAACUUCAGCACUUGCAAGAUACCACUCUGGGUUCUCUUUUAUCAGCGUUGAUGCAACAUUGCGUACCACCACAGAAGAAAUUUCCAUUGCAAAAGGGUAUAUGUCCUCCAUGGUGGCCUACCGGGGAAGAACCAUGGUGGGGAGAUCAGGGGAUGUUGGAAAAAUCAGAGGGUCCUCCGCCAUAUAGGAAACCGCAUGACCUGAAAAAAGCUUGGAAAGUGAGUACUUUAACUGCUGUUAUCAAACAUAUGUCACCUGAUUUUAACAAUGUUAGAAGGCCUGUUUUACAAUCUAAGUAUCUUCAAAGUAAGAUGACUGCAAAAGAGACUCUAACUUGGUCCAAUAUUAUGACUCAAGAAGAAGUACUAUGCAAUAAUCUCAAUAAUUCUCUUAACAUUUCAUGUUCUUCAGCUAUGAAAGAAAAGGAAGAGGAGGAUGAUUUCAACAGCAUUCAUUCAACUAUCACCGAUGAAGAAGAACGCGAUGGGUUUAGUAUGAGUUACGGAGAGAAGAGAAAACCGGAAAUCGAUCAGCAACUGGAAGUUGAUCUUAUUUACACUUGCCAGAACAAGGAGUGCCCACAGAGUGUUAUGAAGUUUGGUUUUGCUAAUAAGAACACCAGGACUGAUCAUGAAUCUGUAUGCAUUUACCGUGCUGAGAACAAUGCGAGUACUUUAGCAUUAACUGAUCCUAGAAGUGAUGAACGGCACGGAUAUCGGAUGUUGUAUAAAAGUUGCUCAGGGGGGUCUAUUACAGGAAGUAAUUCAACAUGUACCAGUGAAUUUCAGGAAGCACUUGCCGAUGUAGCAGGCAAUAUUGGAAUCCUAGGUGGCCAGCAAGGUAAAGUUGUAGAUCAUCAUGAUAUGGAAAUAGAAUUCGAGCAGCAAAGACAAGAAAUGAUUACUCCUAGUUAUGGUACAGACGAAGAUGAGCUCCGGCCACCAAAUCAAGAAGAAACCUCAAUCUGGGAUAUGAAAUUUGUAUGGGAUUUGGAUGGGAUCUGAUUUGCAACUGGUCAAGGUAUUCUCCUUUUAUAAUCUGUAAAAGUAGGCCUGUAGUUUGGAAAAUCUUAAACUUUAGUUAAUAAUACAUAAUAACAAGACAUCGGCUUGUG
Messenger RNA from Papaver somniferum (opium poppy), 2043 nucleotides. Its product is annotated as putative ETHYLENE INSENSITIVE 3-like 4 protein. The transcript has a single exon. Gene Ontology annotation, molecular function: DNA binding; DNA-binding transcription factor activity. The record is from RefSeq and is a predicted model, not a curated record. Lineage: Eukaryota; Viridiplantae; Streptophyta; Magnoliopsida; Ranunculales; Papaveraceae. Gene Ontology annotation, cellular component: nucleus. The coding region runs from base 425 to 1933 and encodes 502 amino acids.